AUGGCAAACCUUAAUCCAGUCGAGACAGUAGAAGAGGAUGCUGCAGAUUUGUUAUUUCCAAAAGAAUUUGAGAACGCAGAAACAUUAUUAAUUAGCGAAGUUCACAUGCUUUUGGAGCAUAGAAAGAAGCAGAACGAGUCAUCGGAAGAGGAACAAGAGUUUAGUGAAGUUUUCCUUAAAACCUACAAUUACACAGAAAACUUUCGGAAGUUUAAAAAUAAAGAGACAAUUACUGCCGUCCGAGCAUUAUUGAGUUCAAAGAAGCUUCACAAAUUUGAGCUGGCUGCUUUAGGAAAUUUAUGUCCUGAAACUCCAGAGGAAACAAAAGCAUUGAUUCCGUCCUUAGAAGGACGAUUUGAGGAUGAACAACUAAGAGAGAUUCUUGAUGAUAUUGGCACUAAGAGAAGUCUUCAAUAUUAA
Chironomus riparius is the source of this 420-nucleotide messenger RNA. The record is from the annotation of a GenBank genome assembly. Lineage: Eukaryota; Metazoa; Arthropoda; Insecta; Diptera; Chironomidae.